AUGGGGCUGGUCUGCGAGCGCUGCUGUAACUCCGGGAAACGUUGGCUUGCUGCAACUAACCCAGAGUUGGACAGCAAUCGCAACAGAGAAAACCCGACAAAGGUAUUGGAAAGGGCAGGCGCGGGCCCCGAAUUGCGCUCCCGGGUGGUCGGAGCAGCAGCUGAGUUCAACUCCUGGGCAGGCCCCCAGCGCACCCCUCCGCACCCACUUCUAGGCGCUGUCUUCAGCGGCUGCUUUGAAAGCUCCGGCGCGCCCCGGGCUACUAAAUCGCAACCCCCCUUGCUCCCUUCGUCCUCGCCCCUCUCCCCGGACCAUGACCUAGAGGCACCUGCGCAGGUAGCCGCAGCAGCCACAAUGGCCACCACAAAGAAGGCGGAGGCCGGCGGGAACGAGCUCGCAGGACUCUUGGGGCCGGUCCCGGACCUUCUGGAAGUGGCCAACUCCAGUAGCAACGGAUCGCUACAGCUACAGGACUUGUGGGAUCUAGGGCUGGAGCUGCCAGACGGCGCGCCCCCGGGCAGUGUGGCAGCGGAGAGCGCUGACACCGAAGCGCGGGUGCGCAUCCUGAUCAGCGCAGUAUACUGGGUGGUCUGCGCGCUGGGGCUGGUGGGCAACCUGCUGGUACUCUACCUGAUGAAGAGCAAGCAGGGCUGGCGCAAGUCCUCCAUCAACCUCUUUGUCACCAACCUGGCGCUCACAGACUUCCAGUUCGUGCUCACUUUGCCCUUCUGGGCCGUGGAGAACGCGCUAGACUUCAGGUGGCCCUUCGGCAACGCCAUGUGUAAGAUCGUGUCAGUCGUGACGUCCGUGAACAUGUACGCCAGCGUCUUCUUCCUCACCGCCAUGAGCGUGGCGCGCUACCACUCGGUGGCCUCGGCUCUAAAGAGCCACCGGACCCGAGGGCACUGCCAGGGCGACUGCUGGGGCGACCGCCUGGGGAACAGCUACUGCUUCUCAGCCAAGGCUCUGUGCGUGUUGAUCUGGGCCUUGGCCGCACUGGCCUCGCUGCCCAAUGCAGUCUUCUCCACCACGAUCAAAGUGAUGAGCGAAGAGCUGUGCCUGGUCCGCUUCCCGGACAGGUUGCUGGGCGGCGACCGGCAGUUCUGGCUGGGCCUGUACCACUUGCAGAAGGUGUUGCUGGGCUUCUUGCUGCCUCUGGGAGUUAUCAGCCUGUGCUACCUGCUACUGGUGCGCUUCAUCUCCGACCGUCGUGUGGUGGGGACCGAGGGGGCUGCAGGGGCAGGAGGCCCGACGGGAGCCAGCGCUCGUCGACGCGCCAAGGUCACGAAGUCGGUGACCAUCGUGGUCCUAUCCUUCUUCCUCUGUUGGCUGCCCAACCAGGCGCUAACCACCUGGAGCAUCCUCAUCAAGUUUAACGCAGUGCCCUUCAGCCAGGAGUACUUCCUGUGCCAGGUAUAUGCAUUCCCGGUGAGCGUGUGCCUGGCGCACUCCAACAGCUGCCUCAACCCCAUCCUCUACUGUCUGGUGCGCCGUGAGUUCCGCAAAGCGCUCAAGAACCUGCUGUGGCGUAUUGCCUCGCCCUCGCUCACCAGCAUGCGCCCCUUCACUGCCACCACCAAGCCAGAGCCCGAAGACCACGGGCUGCAGGCCCUUGCGCCGGUCCACGCAGCUGCAGAGCCAGAUGUGCUCUACUACCCACCUGGCGUGGUGGUCUACAGUGGAGGGCACUACGAUCUUCUGCCCAACAACUCCGCCUAUUGA
This is a messenger RNA of Ochotona princeps (American pika), 1722 nucleotides long. RefSeq names its product relaxin family peptide receptor 3 (gene RXFP3). The record is from RefSeq and is a predicted model, not a curated record. Gene Ontology annotation, cellular component: membrane. The coding region runs from base 1 to 1722 and encodes 573 amino acids. The transcript has 3 exons. Gene Ontology annotation, molecular function: G protein-coupled receptor activity. Lineage: Eukaryota; Metazoa; Chordata; Mammalia; Lagomorpha; Ochotonidae. Gene Ontology annotation, biological process: immune response; G protein-coupled receptor signaling pathway.